CAUCUCAACACCCUCGAAGAUGGUUCCCUUCAACCCUUGCGCUAAGUGGGCGGAAACUGCCACUCCCAAAGAAAUCGAAAGGACUAUGCAAGAGUGCUCAGAACUGGAGCUUAAGAAUUGCAAGCUUCAGAGGGAGGUUCUUGAAGCGAACGAGAGAGUCGCAGAGGUGAAACGAGACAAGCAAAGGUACCAUGACCUUAAAGCCGAAUACCAAGGCUUAGAGGUCCGAUACCACGACCUCAUGGAAGGGUACGUGAGCUACACGACGAGCGCGCUCAAGAGAAGCCUUAGACUUGAGGAUGAGGUCAAGCGUGUGAAUGAAGAGACGAAGCGCGCACAAAAAGAGCUUGCGAAGAUCAAAGACUUACAAGGUCAGCGUCCGACCUCGGAAUUCAAGCAAAAAGCCAAACACGAGCUUAGGAUUCGUGACAAGCUCAUCGUCGACCUAAAGAAGAAGGUGAAGAACUCGGAGGGGGCGUGUGUGGAGCAAAAGUGGAAAGCUCUGCUGGGGACUACCGACCGUCAUCUCGCAGAGAGAGAGUCCCGGGUGGAGGAAAUUGAAGAGGAGGUGAAUGAGAAGAAUAAUGAGAUGAGGAUCUUGAAUGGGAGACUCCAUUCGCUGGAGGUCCGCAACCCCGGAUUUCAAACCGACGCGGGGGAAAUUGGUGACCACCUCGACCGCUUCGUCUACCAAAAAGAAGUGGUCGAGGAUAAGGCCCGGAAGAAGAUUCGUGAGUUGGAGAAGCAGAUCAAGGAAUCUAGGAAAGAUAUGAAGGAUAUUGGCGACCAGCUCGACCACUUCAUCCACGAAAAAGAAGUGGUAGAGGAGAAGGCCGGGAAGAAGAUUCGUGAGUUGGAGAAGCAACUCAAAGAGUCCAAGAAAGCCGCUGAGGGGCACAUCCUCGACGACGUCGGCUGCGAAUAUGUAGUCGUCCAGGAGGGGGUGGGAAAGCGGACUCGCGGGUUAGAUCUGUUCGACUGCUGGGCAUCAUCAUCGGAUUGUGACUCGGUCAACUCGGAUGGUUACUCUUCUAUGUAAUCUCUGACACUGUAGUUUACGCUUUUUUAAAUGCAUCCGAACAUGGCUUUCCGAAGAAAUCAGAUAACUAGAAGCCGCUAGCCGAAUUGUACGUUCC
Molecule: messenger RNA, 1136 nt
Organism: Eremomyces bilateralis CBS 781.70
Lineage: Eukaryota; Fungi; Ascomycota; Dothideomycetes; Eremomycetales; Eremomycetaceae
Exons: 1
Coding region: 20-1039 (339 amino acids)
Source: RefSeq, a predicted model, not a curated record